AUGAAGGGGCGUGGUCAGUCUGAGGCGUGUGGUCAGUUAAGUCUGAGGGGGCGUGGUCAGUUUGAGGCGUGUGGUCAGUCUGAGGAGAUGUGUCUCUGUUCUCGGGGAGAGUCGAGCGAGCAGCCCCCGGAACCACCGAGCCCGAACCCGGACCAAACCAAAGGCUCUUCCCCGGGUGGAACAUGCUCUCUCCGCGGGGACAGAUGUGCUGACACAAGCCCAUUCUCAGAGCAUCGGAGUCAUGUGUCUGGAGGCAGCAGCACCCUCAGCACCCAGGGGCCCCCCCACAGCACCCACAGCCUCAGCCCCAGCCUCAGCCUCAGCAGCGCGGGCUCCAGCUGGCAAGGACUGUUCCCCACCCUCCGGGAGAGGAACUCAGUCAUGUUCAAUAACGAGAUGAUGGCAGACGUGCACUUUGUGGUGGGACCUCCAGGAGGAACACAGAGGGUCCCAGGACACAAGUACGUCCUGGCCGUGGGCAGCUCUGUGUUUCACGCCAUGUUCUACGGCGAGUUGGCAGAAGACCAGGACGAGAUCCGGAUCCCAGACGUGGAGCCGCCAUCUUUCCUCGCCAUGUUGAAGUACAUUUACUGCGAUGAGAUCGACCUGUGCGCAGACACGGUCCUGGCGACCCUGUACGCAGCUAAGAAGUACAUCGUUCCGCACUUGGCUCGCGCCUGCGUGAACUUCCUGGAGACGAGUCUGAGCGCGAAGAACGCGUGUGUGCUGCUGUCGCAGAGCUGCCUGUUCGAGGAGCCCGAGCUGACGCAGAGGUGCUGGGAGGUCAUCGACGCUCAGGCCGAGCUGGCGCUGAGGUCAGAGGGCUUCUGUGACAUCGACCCGGUGACCCUGGAGAGUAUCCUGCAGAGAGAGACUCUGAACGCCAAAGAGAUGGUGGUGUUUGAGGCGGCGCUGAGCUGGGCCGAGGCCGAGUGCGGACGCCAGGACCUGGAGCCCACCAUCGACAACAAGCGGCAGGUCCUGGGGAAGGCCAUCUACAUGAUCCGCGUGCCCACCAUGGGGCUGGAGGACUUCGCUAACGGCGCCGCGCAGUCCGGAGUGCUAACGCUAACGGAGACUAACGACAUCUUCCUCUGGUACACGGCGGCCAACAAACCCGAGCUGUUGUUCUGCUCCAAACCCCGCAAAGGCCUGUCGCCUCAACGCUGCCACCGCUUCCAGUCCUGCGCCUACCGCAGUAACCAGUGGAGAUACAGGGGGCGCUGCGACAGCAUCCAGUUUGCCGUAGACAAACGUGUGUUCAUCGCCGGCUUCGGUCUGUACGGCUCCAGCUGUGGCUCUGCGGAGUACAGCGCUCGCAUCGAGCUGAAGAGACAAGGCGCCGCCAUGGCCCACCGCCUCAUCAAGUACUUCUCUGACGGAUCCUCCAGCACCUUCCCCGUGUUCUUCGAGAACCCGGUGCAGAUAGAACCCGACACCUUCUACACCGCCAGCGUCGUCCUGGACGGAAACGAACUCAGCUACUUUGGACAAGAAGGAAUGACCGAGGUGCAGAGCGGCAGGGUCACCUUCCAGUUCCAGUGCUCCUCGGACAGCACCAACGGCACCGGCGUCCAGGGAGGACAGAUCCCAGAGCUCAUCUUCUACAGCUGA
Knipowitschia caucasica is the source of this 1614-nucleotide messenger RNA. The record is from the annotation of a GenBank genome assembly. Lineage: Eukaryota; Metazoa; Chordata; Actinopteri; Gobiiformes; Gobiidae.